Diaporthe citri is the source of this 1950-nucleotide messenger RNA. RefSeq lists its product as uncharacterized. The transcript has a single exon. Bases 1 to 1950 code for a protein of 649 amino acids. Lineage: Eukaryota; Fungi; Ascomycota; Sordariomycetes; Diaporthales; Diaporthaceae. The record is from RefSeq and is a predicted model, not a curated record.
AUGAGCGAACAUUCCAUCUUAUACGAGGAGUUGCAAUCCUCAUCUGCACAGGUCCGCCUCAUUAGGCUGAGCUGGGAUGACACCAACCGGAGCGGACAGGUCAGCGGGGAGCUGACGACGUUCUCGCUCGACGACCCACGCUGUCCGCCAUUCACGACUGUCUCGUACACCUGGGGCGACGGCAGGGAGUACCAUGACGAGUCUAUCCAGCUGAAUGGUCAUGACACUUUCGUGCUGAGGAAUGUGUUGGCUCUUCUUCGCAUGCUCUGUUCUACUUCAUCUGAGGCUUUCAACCUUGCCCAAGACUGGUUCUGGAUUGACUCGAUUUGCAUCAAUCAGGCCAGCCUUAGUGAGCGCUCGUCACAAGUCAAGCUGAUGGGUCGGAUAUAUCGCCAAGCCAACGCCACAAUUGUCUGGCUCUCCGAAGGAUCCGAAGACACCAAGACAGCUAUUGAACUGUUAGUACAUCUUGCCAACCGAAGGCAUGAACUUCGACAUGACUAUAAAAAGCGAGGGAAGCUCAUGCCUGCGGACUUGGCAGACCAUCCCGGUUGGAAGCCCUUGGAAAGUCUCCUGGAUCUUCCUUGGUGGCGGAGAGUGUGGACGCUCCAGGAGUUCAUACUGGCAAAAGAUUUGACAUUCUACUGUGGUACUCAUUCCAUAUCCCGAGCGGCGUUCCGCAGGGGGUUGCACGCACUUGAGCUAUGCGGCCCUUUGGAGCGUUACAUCAGGACCGCGGCAUGGACAACAGCUUGGAAUCGCCGGCGGCUCAUCCAAUGGUAUGAACAUGACCAGAACCGCUAUAAAAUGAGCCUGAUAUCCCUGAUGGCCUUCUGCGGAGACUACGAGACAACGGAUCCUAGGGAUAGAAUCUGGGCCGUGCAUGGCCUUGCUCGUGAAGCAGACCGGCAGAUGAUCGGCCGUCCGACGUAUUGCUACGAUGAAAGGACACUGUACACCGGUCUCGUUCAAGCUUUCCUGCACCAUUACAAGAGCCUGGACAUUAUUUGCUUCGCACAGCUGUUUCAAAACCCCGAUAACGACUGGCCGAGCUGGGUUCCCGACUGGCGUGUCCUCAGUCCACCAUAUGUGGUUCCUCUAAUGGUCAGCCAGAGUACAAAUGAGGCCCUGGCCAACUUCAGGCCUAUCACCGGCCCACCGAGGUCGAUAAAGAAAGCAAAAAAGAUGUCGGCCUACAAAGCUUCCGGUGAUGAACUACCUGCCAUCGAACUGAGGGACUUGAUCAGUCAUUUGAAAUGUCGGGGCCUCAUAAUUGGCUCAAUCGAUGGACUUGGGGGUAUUCCAGCGCAGGAGGACCGGGUUAUGCAAAUUAUCCAGUCCACAUCCCCUGUGAACAGUGCGGCCUUGAAUGCAGAGACAGAAGAAGAUAUUUUCGAAGAACUCGUCCGCUCCUUGGUGCUCGAUCGACAAGACAAGUAUCUGGAGUCCCGUGCACCUAUUCGACAAUACGGCAAUGAAUUGAUCCAGCUUGUCAAAUUUGCAAAUGAGGAUGGUGAACCUGGAAGAUCAGGGCCACCGUGGUUUCCGGCAUGGUGGGAGCUGAACAAGGACCUCCAUAUACGGGGAUUCUCCGUUGAGGAAAUCUGUCAAAUGAAAGCCUCUCUUUUUCCUUCUUCUGCCACUGGAGGCCACAUUCCGAAACACUCGAAGAGCGUCUUUUCCCGGAUCCGAGGCGUCAUGGGAGGAAAGAUCCGUCGACUCAUGGUCACAAAAGAGGGCUACAUUGGAGUAGCCCCAAGACGAGCACAAAAAGGAGAUAUUGUCUGCGUUCUCUACGGGUGCAGCGUGCCUGUGGUUUUACGCAAGUCCGGCACCGACGACGAAUCUGCAAGUUUGUGCAAAUUUGUUGGAGAGUGUUACGUGGAUGGACUGAUGGAUGGAGAAGCUCUGAGUCUGGGAAAGGAAGCCCAAGACUUUAUGAUCCAAUGA